Amorphotheca resinae ATCC 22711 is the source of this 1442-nucleotide messenger RNA. RefSeq lists its product as hypothetical. The transcript has a single exon. Gene Ontology annotation, molecular function: hydrolase activity. The record is from RefSeq and is a predicted model, not a curated record. Bases 15 to 1259 code for a protein of 414 amino acids. NCBI's taxonomy places the organism in Eukaryota, Fungi, Ascomycota, Leotiomycetes, Helotiales, Amorphothecaceae.
CUAGAGUCCAACGCAUGUCCUUGCGAGACGCCGGGAUCAAAGGGAGGAUCUGGGUUAGCAAAGUUACGAUCCCGCAGCCCGCUGAAGAUGAUAUUCGGCAAGGGCUCUUCGCGGCGAUCGAGGGGUUGAAAGAGCCAGGAGACACAGCAGGCGGGUACCAAGAGCCCCAGCUGCUUCCGGUCGAAGCAGAAUGGACGGGAUACCGAGCUGGUGUAGCGAACGAUGCGCCCGAACUGAAGAUAUCAGAAGAACAGAAAUACAAGGAAUUGAUGACUGAGGUAUCAUCCCCCACUACGAUACUUUACUUCCACGGCGGGGCAUACUAUCUCAUGGACCCCGCAAGCCACCGACCAACAACCAGAAAGCUUGCCAAGCUCACGAAAGGAAGAUGUCUCAGUGUCAGAUAUCGCUUAGCCCCUCAGAACCCUUUCCCAGCCGCUCUCUUGGACGCUCUGGUAUCCUACCUCGCUCUCCUCUACCCGCCCACGGGCUCAUUCCACGAGGCUGUCGAGCCGCGCCAUAUAGUAUUGAGCGGGGAUAGCGCCGGGGGAAAUCUCUGCCUGGUUCUGCUCCAGACGAUUCUCGAGCUCCGGCGUCAGGGUCGCAAGAUCUUUUGGAAUGGAGAGGAGCGCGAGGUUCCCAUCCCGGCAGGUGUUGCGCUAUGCAGCCCAUGGGCAGACAUCACGCACUCAUCACCGUCCUGCGAGACGAAUUCGAUUUACGACUACCUCCCCCCGCAAAGUAAGCAGAUAGAGAAGAUGGCGCAUCCCCGGUGUUCCAUCUGGCCUGCUAAUCCUCCUCGGAACAACUUGUACGCCGAGGACGCUGUGUUGUGCCAUCCACUGGUGUCUCCUCUGGGCGCGAAGAGCUGGGAAGGCAGCUGCCCGAUGUAUAUCGCGACGGGGACAGAGCUACUCACGGAUGAAGGUAAGUAUGUUGCCAUGAGAGCGGCGGGCCAGGGGGUGCCGGUUGUGUUUGAGGAGUACGAGGCGAUGCCACAUUGUUUUGCAAUGUUCUUGAACGCCCUGCCUGGCGCGAGAAGAGCUUUCACUGGCUGGGCAGGUUUCAUCCAGGAGGUGGUAGAAAAUCCUGAAGAAGUGAGGACGAGAGGAACCUUGAUCAAGGCGAAGACAUUGGAAGAAGUGCCUCUGGAGGUGACAAGCUUGACCUCUUUUACGCAUGAGGAAGUGUGCUCAAGGAUGAGGGAGAGGGCGCAAAAAUUAUGUCAGGCGAACCCUGAUACGCUGUCGAAGCUGUAAUUGUGUCGAGUCUAUUAUGUGCAGUACAGGCGUUUAUAGAUGGCCUUGAUAGAUGCCUUCCAUGGCAGAAGUGGGUGUGGCUAAGCGACCAAGGUUUGCUUUUGAGAUUUUAGUAGUAGAGGACUCGUUGCUUACCGUACACUAAUAAGAUACUCACGCAUUGUCGUGACUGGAGAGGCCCUU